CCUUAUUAGAAAUUAGAAAGAGAAAAAACAAUUAAUAAUUCUUGUGCAACAUCUUAAUGUAACUUUACAUUUACAACACACUUAUUCAUUAGAUUGUUUCUGGGUUUGAACUUUAUAUGCAGAUGGUAAAAUGUGGGGAUUACUUCCAGGCAGAGGAUGGUCCCAGAGAAUUUGGUAAUAUAUAUAUAGCCACUAAAUGGAUAAGAACUACUGAAACUUCAUUAGUGUUACGCCUUCUGGAGGUAAACAAUAGGGAGUCGGAGGAGGCACCCAUAUAUGUUCUGCAUAUUCUGUACCCUGAAUGGCCUGAUCAUGGAGUUCCAAAGGACACAUUUGCUGUGCGUGAAAUUUUGAAAAGGAUAUACCAUGUACCACCUAAUAUUGGUCCCAUAGUGGUGCACUGCAGUGCAGGUAUUGGGAGAACUGGAACAUAUUGCGCCAUCCAUAACACAAUCCAAAGAAUCCUUGAUGGAGAUAUGUCUGCUUUAGAUCUUGUUAAUACCGUAACUAUGUUCAGGUCUCAGAGAAUUGGAAUGGUCCAAACCCAGGAUCAAUAUCUUUUCUGCUAUAAGGCUAUCAUUGACGAAUUAGAAGACCUAAUCUCGGAGUUCAAUUCUCGAACCUCAAAAUGAUAGAUUAAUAGCUAUUGCUCAUCAUUAAUACCAAUGCUGAAUAAGGCUGAGAGAGAGAGAGAGAGAGAGAGAGAGAGAAGACGAGAAGACCAGCUUCCUGCUUCUCCCUGUAUGUUUUAGUUCUUCAGCUGUCUGGUUCCCACAAUAAUGGUGGAACCCAGAACCCAGAACAUUGCUGAAUAAUGAAUUUCUCCUCAAAUCGACCGGUUCUCUCCCCAUAGAGGGAACUGAGGAGAUGAAUGAUUCAAAUGGCCUCUAUUUCAUCUUUAUAUCGGUUUCCCACAGACUGCUAGAAAAAAUAACUGACUUGUAGCCAUUGCAAGAUUCUGAUUCAUUCAUCAUGGACAGGUUCAAAAUGGUUGUUGUCCUUUGAGGCCAACUAAGUCCAUUGAAUGCUUAGAUAACUAUGAAUAAUAUGCAUGUUCAAAUGGUCAUUAAUAGCAAAACUGGAAUGAUUUGCAAGUUCCUCUAUGUUGACAAUGGGCCAUGGCCAUUUGUAAUUGAACUGUUAAGAGUACAGGGUUGUAAUUAGUGUAACUUAUGAGGGUAUAAUUGUCAUUUGAAUGUAGUAUGUAUAUGCUGUUGAACUUCAAUGAGUAACAAGUUGUAUUCUCUCUC
Messenger RNA from Juglans microcarpa x Juglans regia, 1250 nucleotides. RefSeq names its product protein-tyrosine-phosphatase PTP1-like. The record is from RefSeq and is a predicted model, not a curated record. Gene Ontology annotation, molecular function: protein tyrosine phosphatase activity. Gene Ontology annotation, biological process: protein dephosphorylation. Bases 117 to 632 code for a protein of 171 amino acids. The transcript is spliced from 5 exons. Lineage: Eukaryota; Viridiplantae; Streptophyta; Magnoliopsida; Fagales; Juglandaceae.